GACCGGUCUUGACGCACGGGAGGAGACGUGCGGGAGGAAUCCCACCACCACGAGCAGCGCGCCGUCCGCCGAGCGCGCCACACACUCGAUUGGGCCCCCAGCCGUACAUAGCACGUACUACUCGAUCGGACCUCCAACUCGCGAUCGCCAUUUUGUAUCACCACGUCGUAGUUUAAUACUUAAACCUAAUUGUAAACGGCUAUUAAACCAGCCUUAUCGAAAUACAGUCCACUCUUUCAUUUAAGUUCCCAGUAGGACCCUUUUCAUUGGUCCUUCUUCGCAAAAAGUCGCGCGAUUAGGAAAUAGUAUCGGACUGUCGACGUACGCAAGAUUUCAAGAGCUCUUCAGGGCGGUCUUCAGCAGCAAGAUUUCUUCGGGAACCUGACAGGUCUUAUCCCUGGUGAAGAAUCUACGCAUCGCAGCCACUGAAGCUCAAGAAAGAAGCUUUUUAGCCGAUCGACCAACGAGUUGGACUUUGGACCCGUCGAUUGUUCGAGGCGUAGCGAGGAAACGAACUUGGAUCGGAAGCCGGUUUGGGUAUUUUGUGAGUUCGUUCCAAUUUAUUUCCUUCUUUUUCCCUUUCUUUUCGCUACAGAAUUGCUAAUAGCCCAAUUUAGUGAGUGCAUAUUUUCAUUUCAUUGCAAUUUAACAUCUUCUUCUUAUUUCAUACUUGUUUUAUCAGUGCUUAAAGCUUACGUCAAAACCGUGCGAACGUCAAAGUGCAUCUUGUAAAUAAAUAAAUUACGUGCACAAAUCUAUUUAUAGCCACCGGCCGGCUCGCACAGCUGUUCUUUUGUUCGCCCGAAUCCUUAUCGCACUGCUUGCCGCAUUCUUUUGUCCCGUUAAUUUGCAUAAAGUAACCUUUCCAUUCAUAAUUCUUAUCUAUAUUUUUUGCAGUAGUUUCGUUAUUUAUUGAUAAUUUGGGCAAUAUUUUUGUUUUUUAUUUAUUAAUAUGGCUCAAUCAAAGGAACACGAAAAAUUAACAAAGAAACGUAGCUGUUUGAAAUCAAAAUUAACCAUUUUUAAUAACUUCAUUUCCCUUCUUAAGACUUGCACUGAACCUAGUCAGGAACAAUAUUUAGACCUGGAAGGGCGCUUAAACAAAUUUGAUGCCAUAUACCCUAUUUUUGAUGAUUUGCAGUCUGACAUCGAGAUGCUUACGGAGGAUUCCGACGCUGAAAUGAAGGAACGCGAGCAGUUUGAAGACCAGUACCACAAGCUGGCUGCGGCCGCGCGGGGCUUGCUCAGCGCGCGUCGCUGCCAGCAGCGCGAUAACGGUUCCGUUUCGAGCAACGAUGAUGUUCAGGCGAGUAAUUCUCACUUACAUAAUUGCGUUCAACUGCCUAAAAUUGACUUGCCCAUUUUCCAUGGUAAUUAUCAGCACUGGCUUAAGUUUAGAGACACCUUUAUUUCUUUAAUACACUCUAGACAAGAUAUGGAUAACAUAAAUAAAUUACAUUAUCUUCACGCUUCUCUUAAAGGCAGCGCUUUGCUCAUUAUUGAUAAUUUAGAUUUUAAAGCAGAUAAUUAUGAAGCUGCUUGGAAGUUGCUAUGCAAUAGAUACGAUAAUAAACGAUUGUUAGUGAACAACCACGUUCAAGCAUUAUUUAAUAUUGAACGCAUGCAAAAAGAAUCUUUCACAUCUAUUCGCCAUCUUAUAGACGUAACUAAUAAAAACUUGCGUGCCUUAGCUUCUUUGGAUCAACCCACUCAGUACUGGGACACUUUGGUCAUUCAUAUGAUCUCUGAAAAGUUAGAUAAUGUUACCUACAGAGUUUGGGAAGAGCAUAGAAACACAUUAUCUGAUUCUCCGUCUUUAAAGAUAUUUAUUCAAUUUCUCAGUAAUAGAGCAGACUUAUUGGAGACCAUACAAGAAAAAGGUAACAUGCAUAAUAAUAAUUCAUACAAACAAAAUACUUAUUUUCUAACACAAAAUACAAACAAUAAUAAAAAUAGCACUUAUCCUAAUAAUAAUAAAUCAAAUAAUAAUCAAAACAUAAAAUCAAAUCAAAAUAAUUAUAAUCAGAAGUCUUUUAAAUGUUCUCUUUGCAAUGAAAGUCAUUAUUUAUUUAACUGUGAAACAUUCAGGUCCCUUUCAGUUGAGGAGAGAAUUAAAAAGGCCAAAGAGACAAAAGUGUGUCUUAAUUGUCUGCGUCCUGGUCAUUAUGAAAUUAAAUGCACUCUAGUCCCUUGUCGGUACUGUAAAAAGAGACACAACACACUUUUGCAUCUACAUGAGCCAGAACCUACUCCUAUAACCGCCAUUCCAGUCAAUGUAAAUCAUUUUGCUAAUGAUUCGAAUGGUCUUACACAGUUGACUACUCCUGCGCAUGUAUUACUAUCCACAGCGAUCGUGCGGGUGUUGGACGGCAGCGGCGCCGCGCACUCCGCGCGCCUCCUGCUCGACAACGGAAGUACCGCGAACAUUGUGACGCAGUCGUUGUGCGGUAAGCUGGGUCUGUCGCGCCGCGAUGCGUACUCCAUGGUGACAGAACUUUGAAGCCUUCUUCAGCAGCCUUCAACCCGGGGAGCAUGUCGCGGACCGGUCUUGACGCACGGGAGGAGACGUGCGGGAGGAAUCCCACCACCACGAGCAGCGCGCCGUCCGCCGAGCGCGCCACACACUCGAUUGGGCCCCCAGCCGUACAUAGCACGUACUACUCGAUCGGACCUCCAACUCGCGAUCGCCAUUUUGUAUCACCACGUCGUAGUUUAAUACUUAAACCUAAUUGUAAACGGCUAUUAAACCAGCCUUAUCGAAAUACA
Ostrinia nubilalis (European corn borer) is the source of this 2766-nucleotide messenger RNA. Its product is annotated as protein PFF0380w-like. NCBI's taxonomy places the organism in Eukaryota, Metazoa, Arthropoda, Insecta, Lepidoptera, Crambidae. The transcript is spliced from 2 exons. The coding region runs from base 953 to 2500 and encodes 515 amino acids. The record is from RefSeq and is a predicted model, not a curated record.